Amorphotheca resinae ATCC 22711 is the source of this 1062-nucleotide messenger RNA. RefSeq lists its product as hypothetical. The transcript has 2 exons. Bases 1 to 1062 code for a protein of 353 amino acids. The record is from RefSeq and is a predicted model, not a curated record. Lineage: Eukaryota; Fungi; Ascomycota; Leotiomycetes; Helotiales; Amorphothecaceae.
AUGAGCAGUCCUUCAACGCAAGUUAUUCCUUCCUUAUCGCCCUACUACGUGGGAAAUAUCUUGAGGCUCUUGCGGCUAAACACGGAACCCGCUCGACUGCGCGAGAGCCGCGGCUUUUCCGAUUCCAUCAACGUUAAGAUCCUGAAGGUCAUUGAACCUAUAACUCUGUCAGUCGUCCUGCAAGUCGCUCUUCUAUCUCACGAUCUCAGUGAUGGAAACGAGCCUCUAAUAGCCAUCCUGAAACUCUAUGACCGUCGAUUUGCGGCUGGGCUGCGCGCUGGCGAUUACCGUUACAAAGCAAUUCAGCCCUGGGACCCAGCUCAUGAUGACGCUUUUGUCGCCCUUGCUCAGAGCGACGAAGCCUCGGAUUAUAGCGGAAAGGAUAAGGAUGGCAAUCCCAUCUUCCCUGGGGAAGACUGGACAGUCGCACAAAAAGAGGUCUUUCUAUACCACCAAUGCCUCGAGCUCUACAAAGCAGAAGUAGAAGCUUACCAUACCCUAAAACCUCUCCAGGGAAUGGAUAUUCCUGAGCUGUACGCUAAUGUCUGUUGUCUCGAAGGUGAGUCGACUGCAGCGCCUGCUGUCUCAUACCUACAGGUCAGCGGCAUCCUCCUCGAGUUUAUCCCCGGCUUUGCGCUUCGUGACAUUGCCACUCAUGCACCCGAAGAAGACUGGCAAGUCAUCUGCGACGACGCAAUUGCAACCAUCCACAAGAUUGACGAUCUCGGCGUCCUGAACCAUGAUGUGCGAAUAGACAAUGUGCUUGUCCGACGGCUAAGCAAUGAAGAGACAAAGAGAGACAUAUACAAGGCUGUGUUCAUUGACUUUGCGCUCUCGGAAGUUAGAGGCGAGAUGUCGGCUGAGGAUUGGACGGUCAAAAAGUGCAGACAGGACGAAGAGGGCGCAAUUGGCUAUGUGAUGCAGGCACGGCUUAAGAAGCGCGUUGGCUCGCGGAAGAAGCAUACAGAGGUGUUUCCUUUUACGUAUCAGGCGACGGGUCGUUAUAGACAUAGUGAAGAUGGCUACAAGGGACCAUUGGGGUUUUUUGUCCGCUCAGAUUGA